Molecule: messenger RNA, 2043 nt
Organism: Meloidogyne enterolobii
Lineage: Eukaryota; Metazoa; Nematoda; Chromadorea; Rhabditida; Meloidogynidae
Source: the annotation of a GenBank genome assembly
AUGUUAAUUCCUCGUCCAGAAUGUCAAUUUGAACUUCGUUCAGAUAAAGACAGAAUUAGAUUAAAAUUAUUUAAUUUGAGGAAGAAAGCAACAAAAUCAACAGCUAGUACUUUAAGUAUUUCUUUUAGAACAAGCAAACCAAAUGGGCGUUUACUUGAAUUACUUGAUGGUGGUAAUGGACCUUUAGGGGCGCUUGAUCUUGUUGAUGGUUAUCUUCUUUUCUCAAACCAUAUUAUCCAUCCUUCAAAAUUACUUGCUGAUGGCCUUUGGCAUACAAUACAUUUACAUUUGCAUUCAUUAUCUGUUCGGAUUGACAAUUUGGGGACAUCUCUUUCAUUACGUGAAAUUUCUGAUUUUGGUGAGCCUAAAUGGAUUGAUAUUCUUGUUCAUGGAGAAGUUGCCGCCCUUCGAAUUUUGGAUAAUAAUGGAGAUGAUGGAGGGGAAGAACAAUGGAUUUGUAAUGAUUUGACAAAUACCGAUUUACUCGAAGUUCGUCAAUCCCUUCCCCAACAACAUAUAUUCUCUCAACCAGCAUCUUGUGCACCUUCUAACCUAGAACAAAACUUUUGUAAUUGCAAAGGACCUAAUUCUGCUUUAAUUCAAAAUGGGGGGUUUUCUCUUAGUAAUUCUCAAGUUGCCAAAUGUUCUUUGUUGCCAGAUGAUGAAAAUUCUUCCGUCCAUUUAUCUCGUUAUUCUGAUCGCCUUGCUUUUUUACUUAUUCCAAUGGAAAAUAACAAUUUUGGUUUAAAAACAACAAUUUCUGUCCUUUUUAAAAGUGAAAAGGAAUCAGGUUUAAUUUUAUUUGGAGUAUUUUCUCCACCAAUUUCACCAACAAAUGGGCAACAAAAAGUUUUAUUAAAUGGAGGGGGAAGUCUUGGAAGAAUUCAAGUACAUUUUUUUGAUAAUAAAGUUUUUGCUUCACAAUGUUUACUUUUGGCUGAUGGAAGUGAAAAAUGUUAUUCUUGUUUUGUUAAAUUAAAUAAAGCCUUUGGUUCUCACGACCAAUGGACAAGAAUUUCACUUUUUCAUCAAUUAGGCAAUAAUUUUAUGUCAGUUGAUGAAUUAGUUUGUUUAUUAUCUCCAAAUUCGGCAGUUGUAGAUUCUUCAGAAUUAUAUAGAAUUACUGCAAAAAAUUUUCUCUUUGUUGGCGGCACUUUUUAUGCAAAAAAUAUUUUGUUAAAUAAAAUUGUAUCAGAACGAUUUAAAAAAGAUUUUCAAGACAAUACAAAGGAAAAAGCUCCAUCUUUGGAGGGCUGUAUUGCUGAAAUUUUAAUUAAUGGAAAUAAAUUAAAUAUUCCUCAAUUAAUUAAUGAACAGAAAGAAAGGGCAGCUAUUAAUAAAGAGAAUUUAAAUAAUAUUUUUUCUAUUAAAUUGGGUAAUUGUGGAAAUUGUCCAAUUGAAUGUGAAGGAGCACCUUGUUCUCGUCAUUCUGAUUUACCUAUUUGUCAAUGUUCUAAAAUCUAUUCCCCGUCAGACAAAGAAGUUGGUGGAAAUUGUUUGAUAAAUAAAACAACAGAACAAUUUAAAAAUAAAUAUUUAAUUGAAAAUCCUUCUUCACAAACUUCUAAUUCAAUUAAAAUUCCAAUACAAACACCUUCUUUAAUAGCUAAUAAUGGACGUCCUCGAAUAGCAAAAUUAAAUAAAAUUUGGAUUUUAUUUAAAUUACCAGAAAAUAAAUUAAAUAAAGAAUUAUUUUUAAAAAUUGGAAGUUUAUAUUUAAAUAUUGAUAAUUAUGGACAUAAAGUUUUAUUAGAAUCAAAAGAAUAUGGGGUAUUUGAAGAAUUUUUAAUUGAACAAACACUUGAUUCUCGUUUACAUUUAUUUUCAAUUGAAAGAAAAUUAAAUAAUUUUGGGGCAAAUAAUGAUGGAAAUUUAUUGAUUCGUUUUGAUAAUCAAAUUAAAUAUUUACAAUUAGAAGAAUUACCUAUUUUUGUUUUAUCCCCUACUUCAAUUGAAACAUUUGAAAUUGAAGUUUUUCAAAAUAAAGAAGAGAAUGGGGAUUUAAUUGAUGAUAUUAAUGGGUGUAUUGAAGGUAGAUUUUAA